Molecule: messenger RNA, 2350 nt
Organism: Dissoconium aciculare CBS 342.82
Lineage: Eukaryota; Fungi; Ascomycota; Dothideomycetes; Mycosphaerellales; Dissoconiaceae
Exons: 2
Coding region: 101-1996 (631 amino acids)
Source: RefSeq, a predicted model, not a curated record
CAUCUGUGUAUCACAAUCUACAUUCUACCCAUGAAACAGCGCCAUUGCCUACCUUUGCCCUCGUGCUUUAGCAAUAACCUUUCCGAUCACUCACGCAUUCAUGGUUCGCCGUAUCGCUCCCAUUGGACAAGGCGGGAGCGAUCCAUCGCAACACUUCGAACUCGAAGCUUCAAGUCAAAGACAUACUCCAGAACCGCGAGUGCAGCGUGCAAGUGUGGCUGACGCAUCUGCAACAUGCCCUCCAGCAUACGGAGAGGCUGUUGACGAUGCUUCAAGACCACAGCCCGCGGAGAAAUCGAGCCGUGGCCCUCCUCAGCCUCAGGCUCACAUCAUUGAAGAAGAGGAUAGCGGAUCCGAUCUAGGAUUUGAUACGGACGAGUACGAGGACGAUGAAGAAGAUUGGCAACUCGAUGAAGCAUCUGGUCAACUCAAUAACGCAAGCUUGCCCAGCUAUGAGGAAUCAGAGACGAUGCGGAUCAACGAAACUGUCGACGACCUCGUCCGUAAUGUAAUGGGGACACUGCCGCCACCAGUGCGGGCCAGUGACAGCAAAGCUCGAGAUCGUGAACAUGCUCCAGCAAAGAAGCCGCUCCCGUGCCCAAUCAUUAUUCCUCAACGACGACCGCGCAACAAUGCUCACGGCUUUGUACGAGCCUACCCACCCUUGCUUGAACCAUGUGGCAUCGAUCAGCAUGCUUUCAUAACCUUACUCGCAAACUUUCACAAAUCUCUACAGUCAUCUCCUGUUUUUCCAGCCAUCCAGAUUGCUGCGAGUAUUGUGGCGGAGAAUAUAACAUCGCAAGCUAUAGCUAUGAUGGCCACAGUCGCUGCAGCAACAGUAUUUGGAAUGGGCCCAGAGGCGCCAGCUGGAUGCAAAGUGAACAACUUCCUGGACCGUAUAAAUGAGACCGUGUUCCAACCCGCCGGUCUGCUGGCUGUUAUCGCGAAAUACAAACCUGAUGAGGAGAUGCAGCGCUCGGCACACUCAGGAGCGCUGACAAGCUUGAUUCGCGCAGACCAUGUAAAUUUCUCGACGAUGGAGAGCGCAAUGCCGUUGUACAAUCGACCCGAGGACGCAAAGCAAGCAGGCGAGAUUGGCGACCGAAUGCGUGACAUGCGGCUUGCAGGAGCUCCCGCCCGAUCCUCGCGGCCGAGCCCAGUCGCCGCACCUCUGGUCUUCCCUGCGGUGGACCGCAUGUUAAACACGGGCGUGACAGGAGUCGUCAGCAACAGCCUCUUCUCGGUCGGGAAUGUUGUUAGCAAUUAUAUCGACCGUCGUUCUCAACUGAACAUACCCGACAGGAUACCAAGAAGACAACCUGUUUACAACAAUCCGGAACGCGGUGAGCUACCUAGUAUUGUCUCGUGGGCUACAAAUGGCGCAUACAACCCACGACAGAGAUUGCAAGAUCGCCGGAUGGAAAGACGAAUCGAACGUGAUGCUCGUCGUAUGGAGCGCGGUAGGGACCCCAAGCAUCUGAGGAAAAGUGAACGACGUUAUGGCAGCGCCUACCAUGAUGAGCUCUAUGCGAGGACCGAAGAGCGCAACGAACACGCAGCCAGGUCUGCAAAUGCUAAAUACCCGAGUGCAUCGGAUUAUCGACCCGCUGAGUCGUAUCAACAGCCAAAUCGCCAUCUGCAGGAGCGGGGUCUGCUUGCCGGAUCAUUGGUGGCCGAUUUAUUAGGUGUUGCUGCGAAUACAGUUGCUCACGCCACUGGAAGCUCAAAUUUCCGGAAUGCAGAGUACUUCAGAGCAAGCUCCGCAAAUGCUCCGCCUGCUGCUAGACAGUCAAGCCAGGACUAUCAACAUGUUCGAGGGGCACAAUCUGGCGCCCACGUUGAGUACGAGGAUGACCGGCACGAGGCCACUCAGGGUAUUGAGACGGUACGAAGACUAUUGAGGGAAGAUGUGCUGUACCUGAUGAUCGUGAAUAUGCCCUCCGAAAUGGAGAUGGCAGAGGCGUGGGAGCAGCUUGAAUCUGCAGGGUUUCGAUGAUCCUGCAACUUUUGAAGCGAAACAAAGAGGGGUUGUAGGUGACUGCACAGAAAGUGAAGGAAAGAUGUACACGAUGAAAAAGAAAUGCUCAGCCCCUUCGUCUUGUGGACGGUGUCUUGCUUGCCUGAGCUCCGGAGGUUCGGCUUGCGCUUGUGGCCUCCUUGACAGCCUUCUUGGCAGUUGACUUUGCGUUUGUGUUCUUGUUGUCCAAGCUCUUCGUGCUGUUCCAGUAGUAGACCAUCUGGACAGCAAGCACUGCGUUCAAGCAAAAUCCUGCAAUGAAUCCAUAAAGAAUGAGUUUGUCAGGAACUUCCUGCAGGGUGGUGAAAACCCGGGCCAAAGAUCCAGCGAGGU